Molecule: messenger RNA, 2577 nt
Organism: Morchella importuna
Lineage: Eukaryota; Fungi; Ascomycota; Pezizomycetes; Pezizales; Morchellaceae
Exons: 4
Coding region: 1-2577 (858 amino acids)
Biological process (GO): translational initiation
Cellular component (GO): eukaryotic translation initiation factor 3 complex
Molecular function (GO): RNA binding; translation initiation factor activity; translation initiation factor binding
Source: RefSeq, a predicted model, not a curated record
AUGUCUCGAUUUUUCCAUGGAGGCCUUAGUGACAGCGACACCAGCAGUUCCGACGAAGAACUUUACUCUGAAGAGGAGGAGUCCGAGGUAGAAGACCACUCCUCCGAUUCAGGUUCUGAGGAUGGGACCGAUGAAGAGGAAGUGUCUGGUGACGAAGCCGGUGGUAAUCGGUUCUUGGUUGGAGGCGGUGGGAGCGAUGAUGAGAGUGAUGAAGAUGAUGGGCGGAGGGUCGUCAAAAGUCAGAAGGACAAGCGGAUGGAAGAGAUUGAGGCCUCUGCUAAGCUUAUUGAGAAUGGAGAAAAGAUCAAUGAUUGGGUUCUCAUUUCUGCAGAAUUCGACAAGCUCAAUAAGAUUGUCUCAAAGCCUACAGAAACCUCUGCUCCUAAGGUGUAUAUCAAGAUCAUUGCAGAUUUGGAGGAUUUCAUGAAUGAGACCCUCAAGGACAAGGCUGCGGCUAAGAAGAUGAACGCAGCAAAUGCUCGUGCCCUUAAUACUAUCAAGCAGCGCCUUAAGCGUAACAAUCGUGGUUAUGAGAAAGAGAUCGAGGAGUACAAAAAGGAUCCAGAGGCUUUUAUGAAGGAGGACAAGAAGCCAGCAGCACCCAAAGCCAUUAGUAAGGUAUCGAAAAUAGUCGAGCCUGGGCAGGAUAGCGAAGACGAUAGGGGGUUUUCGACUAUUGGAAGAAGUGGAAAGGCUUUAACUUACACCCCGGAGAGCAUUUUCAAGCACCUCAGAGGCAUUAUUGAGGCCAGAGGAAAGAAGAAUACGGAUAAAGGCGAGCAAAUCAAGGUUAUGGAGAGGUUAUAUGAGGUUGCUCAGACGCCAUACCAAAAGAUCAAGGUCCUUUUGGCUCUCAUUUCCACCCGUUUUGACCUUACCUAUGGAGCUCUAUCUUAUAUGUCUGCUGAACAAUGGAAAGCUGCUGAGAAAGAAUUCAACACAUUGCUUGAGGUUCUCGAGGCAAAUCCGGAUUAUGUUGUGAUUGAGAAUGCAGAGGAGUGGGAUGACGAUGAAAAACAGCCUGUCCCAGCGGCCGGCGAGGUCCUUAAGAUCCCCGGAAGUGUUGUUUCAUUUGUCGAUAGACUUGACGACGAACUUACUCGAUCUUUGCAACAUAUUGAUCCCCACACAACAGAGUAUAUUGACAGGCUCAGCGACGAAGGUGCCCUUUACACCACCAUCCUCCGAAACCAGCUAUACCUGGAAAGACUACAGAGAAAUCAGAAUAUCCCUACUGACGAAGCUAUCAAUCGUGUUAUCAUGCGUAGAUUGGAGCACUUGUACUUCAAGCCUGAACAAGUCAUUUCAACUGUCGAAGAGAAUGCGUGGAAGUCAAUCCCUGCAGGUCUUGACUCCGCAAUUUCGGCCAAGAAGGCAUCCACUUCUGCUAGUGACCUUCUGUACACCCUUUGCACCUACCUCUACAAACAUGACGCCACUGUUCUUCGCACACGGGCCAUGCUCUGCCAUAUCUACCAUUACGCUCUUCAUAAUCAAUUUUACAAGGCACGUGAUUUGAUGCUUAUGUCGCAUCUGCAAGAGAACAUCCAUGUCGCCGAUGUUAGCACACAAAUCCUCUAUAACAGAACCCUUGUGCAAGUUGGACUAUGCGCUUUCCGUGCUGGUUUGAUCUACGAGGCCCAGACUUGUCUACAAGAAAUAUGUGGGACUGGAAGAUUGAAGGAAAUGUUAGCCCAGGGCGUUCAGAUUCAGAGGUAUUCACAGGUCAGCCCCGAACAAGAGCGUCUUGAGCGACAGAGACAGCUACCGUUCCAUCAACACAUCAAUCUAGAGCUUUUGGAGUGUGCCUAUCUCACUUGCUCGAUGUUGCUCGAAAUCCCGGCUCUGGCAGCUACUGGAUCAUCCCCUGAUCUGAAAAAGAGAGUAAUUAGCAAGACUUUCCGUCGUAUGCUUGAGUACCAUGAACGACAGAUAUUUACUGGUCCUGCUGAGAACACACGUGAUCAUGUUAUGCAAUCCGCGAAGGCACUCGCUGCUGGUGAGUGGAAGAGGUCGAGUGAGCUCAUCCAUGCCAUUAAGAUCUGGGAUCUUCUACCGGAACCGCAGAAGAUCAAAGAUAUGCUCUCCGAGAAGAUCCAAGAGGAGGGCCUGCGAACAUAUCUCUUUACCUAUGCUCCAUUCUACGACACACUAUCAAUUUCCAGAUUGGUGGAGAUGUUCGAUCUUUCGGAGAGGAAGGUUUCAGCCUUGGUCAGCAAGAUGAUCGCCCAUGAGGAGAUCGCCGCCGCGUUAGACCAAGUUAACAAUGCCAUUAUCUUCAGGAAGGGAGUUGAACUCUCACGUCUUCAGACUUUGGCCCUAACCUUGAGCGAUAAGGCUAGUAGCUUGAUGGAGAUGAAUGAGCGUGUCUUGGAGCAGAAGACUCAGGGUCAAGGCGGCUUCCCGGAGGGCGGCCAGGGUGGAAGAGGAGGCGGCAGGGGUGGUAGAGGCGGUAGACGCGGAGACCAUGAAGGUGGUAGAGGCGGUAGAGGGGGGGGACAGGGAAGAGGUCGUGGCAACAAAAACGUUCAAUUUAACCAACAGUCAGGCUUCCAUGGGGGAGCGAUGAGAACGUAG